AUGAAAAAGGUCAAGAACAUUUACCACCAUUACACCUUCUCGCUCUUGCUAGUCUUCCUUGUCUUGAUUCUAUUUCAUCCAGCCCUUUCGACCUAUGUCAACACUUUGUCGUCUUCAGAGUCUCUCACAAUCUCAAGCAAGAGAACACUUGUAUCUCCCGGCGGAGUCUUCGAGCUUGGUUUCUUCAAACCCUUGGGACGCUCGCGUUGGUAUCUCGGAAUAUGGUAUAAGAAAAACUCUUGGAAAACUUACGCAUGGGUCGCCAACAGAGACAACCCUCUCUCCAGUUCCACUGGAACCCUCAAAAUCACUGGCAGCAAUCUUGUCCUGUUAGGUCAGUCCAAUAACACUGUUUGGUCGACAAAUCUUACAAGAGGAAAUGCGAGCUCUCCAGUGACUGCAGAGCUUCUUCCCAACGGAAAUUUUGUAAUGCGAUACUCCAACAACAAAGACUCAAGUGGAUUCUUGUGGCAGAGUUUCGAUUUUCCGACAGAUACUUUGCUUCCGGGGAUGAAACUAGGUUACGAUCUCAAAACAGGGCGCAACAGGUUCCUUACAACAUGGAGAUCCUAUGAUGAUCCGUCAAGCGGGAAUUACACGUACAAGCUCGACAUUAGAAGGGGAUUGCCUGAGUUUAUUCUUAUGAAUGGCCCUCAUGAAAUACAAAGGAGCGGUCCGUGGAAUGGAAUCGAGUUUUAUGGUUUACCGGAGGUGCAAGGAUUAAAUUACAUGGUUUACAAUUAUACGGAGAACAGAGAGGAGAUCACUUACUCAUUCCAUAUGACCAACCAAAGCAUUCACUCGAGAUUGAUGGUCAGUGACUAUACACUCAAUCGAUUCACGUGGAUCCCGCCAACACCGGGAUGGCGUCAGCUCUGGAUUUUACCAACGGACGUAUGCGAUUCUCUUUACUUAUGUGGGUCUUAUUCUUACUGUGACCUAAACACGUCACCUAACUGCAACUGUAUUAGAGGGUUCAUUCCCAAGAACCAGCAGAGGUGGGACUUGAAAGACGGAUCAGAGGGGUGUGUGAGGAGGACGCCGCUGAGCUGUAGUGGAGAUGGAUUUUUGCGGCUAAAGAAUAUGAAUUUGCCGGACACUAAGACGGCAACUGUGGAUCGAACAAUUGAUGUCAAAAGAUGUGAAGAGAAGUGUCUUAGCGAUUGUAACUGUACGUCGUUUGCGACUGCGGAUGUUCGAAAUGGAGGAUUGGGUUGUGUGAUUUGGACAGGAGAGCUCGUUGAGAUCCGGAAACAAGCUGUUGGUGGUCAAGAUCUUUACGUCAGACUGAAUGCUGCUGAUCUAGGUUAG
Eruca vesicaria subsp. sativa (arugula) is the source of this 1311-nucleotide messenger RNA. The record is from the annotation of a GenBank genome assembly. NCBI's taxonomy places the organism in Eukaryota, Viridiplantae, Streptophyta, Magnoliopsida, Brassicales, Brassicaceae.